Laccaria bicolor S238N-H82 is the source of this 1269-nucleotide messenger RNA. RefSeq names its product class I sirtuins SIR2 family protein. The transcript is spliced from 8 exons. Gene Ontology annotation, molecular function: NAD+ binding. Lineage: Eukaryota; Fungi; Basidiomycota; Agaricomycetes; Agaricales; Hydnangiaceae. The record is from RefSeq and is a predicted model, not a curated record. The coding region runs from base 1 to 1269 and encodes 422 amino acids.
AUGGCAUUUCGCGCUUCCAAUUCUGCCGGUCCUUCAGCGUCAGCAAUAAACGCGCUAAAUAAUGGACUUUUGGAGAAGCAACAACACUCGCACGCCGGUGGCCCCGCGAUGUGCCGGCUAUCUGCCAAUGAUAUCCUCGCACUACAGGUUCAGGCGUUUAUUGACGCAUCAGAAGAUGUUGACAUGCCGCGAGAGGUGGCUGAUGAUUUGAUUAGUACCAUUCCAUCUCAAGAUGACGAUCCAGAGGCCUUUCGCGCCCCGGAAGGAGUUGAAUCUGGUGAUGAAGGAGAUGAAGAGGCUGAGAAUGGCGAAAUAGAAAGUGUGCAAGUGGAUAUGUCUGCCUUGUUUGAUGUUGCUCAACAAGCUGAAAAUUUGUGGACGAAGCGAGAGAUAAAACAAAUUCUGCACCACCUCAAGGAACGCGGCAUACACUCGUUCACAAUGGAAUACGUUCAUAGGCGUAACGUACCUAUUUACAGGCUCCUUCUCGCCUUUGGUAUUGGCCUGUGUCCUGAGCUCCAAAAGAAACAACCCGCCACCAUGAUGUACUUUUUACAGGUUGCCAUGUCCAACCACGGAUCGUUAUUCUCACAGGGGCUGGAAUCAGUAAGCAUCUCCUUGCAUCAUCCCCAUCAGCUCGUUUCUCCUGUCUUAUCAAACUGCUCACAAGGCGUCUCGUGUGGCAUACCUGACUUUCGAUCUCGAAACGGUCUUUACGUGUCUCUAAAGGAUAAAGGUGAAUAUGAUUUAGACGAUCCACAACAAAUGUUUGACAUCAACUAUUUCCGAGAGCCUCCAUCCGGUAUUCAUUUUAUCGUCUCGAAAGUAAAGAAAAUCUAUCCCGCCAACUUUGUGCCAUCUCCAUGCCACCGCUUUAUCAAGCUCAUCGAAGAUCAAGGAAAGGUGUGCAAACUCGCCAAUGACUGCAAAAGAACAUCAUUGACAUUGAAGAUAAUGAUAACAGUUGCUCUGGGUACUAAUGCUUUUUACGUUACCUCGUUUUUGAUGUUUACCAUGCCGUUUUCACCAUUGCAGAAUUAUACCCAAAACAUAGACACACUUGAAACACUGGCAGGAGUCCAACGCGUUCUGCAGUGCCAUGGAUCCUUUGCCACCGCUAGCUGUCUUCUUUGUCGCCGGCGCGUACCUGGGCUCGAGAUCGAGGCGGAUAUUCUCAGACGGACAGUUCCCCUCUGUACCGUUUGUAACGCUCCGUCAUCCUCGGCAAAAAAAGUCCGGGGCAAGAAGAAAAAAAAAGAAAGUGAAUGA